AGUUUCCCCUAAACUGCACACGGAAACUCGGGUACGGGCAGACGUGCUGACGUUCUGCGCAGGUCGGUGAGCACCUGAGCCGCGCGCACUGUAGUCAGCUGGCCCGGGGCUAGCAGAGCUGUCAGGAAGCCUCUGUCCCUCCCAGGUGGACCUCUCCAUAGAGCUGGUUAAGUGUCUUCACUACAUGACAGCUGACUUCAUUCAGAGGCAAAGUUUAUUGAAGGAUUUGAAACAGCAAGUAACGUGACCUGACUUACAUUUUUAAAACACCAUGGUGGAGAAGGUGGAGAGGAUGGAUUGGAAGAGGAGAAGCCAAAGGCAGUGAGACCAAUUAGGAAGCAGGUGGAAUAGCUCCGAUACUUUUGUCAUACGAAGUUGAACAUGGCAGAAGAAGAGGACUAUAUGUCAGAUUCCUUCAUUAAUGUCCAGUAAAGAAGAUGUUAGACCAGGAUUGCCAAUGCUGAGGCAAAUUCGAGAAGCUCGUCGAAAAGAAGAAAAGCAGCAAGAAGCUAAUCUAAAAAAUAGGCAGAAGAGUUUAAAAGAAGAAGAACAGGAAAGACGUGACAUUGGGUUGAAGAACGCACUAGGCCGUGAAAACAAAGGGUUUGCUUUGCUCCAGAAGAUGGGAUAUAAAAGUGGUCAAGCCCUUGGCAAGAGUGGAGAUGGUAUUGUUGAACCAAUUCCUCUCAAUGUCAAAACAGGAAAAAGUGGCAUUGGGCAUGAGGCAUUAUUAAAACGAAAAGCAGAGGAAAAGCUAGAAAGCUACAGGAGAAAGAUUCACAUGAAAAACCAAGCUGAAGAAAACGCUGCAGAACAGUUUCGAAUGAGACUUAAAAAUAAGCAGGAUGAAAUGAAGCUAGAAGGAGAUCUGAGAAGAAGCCAGCGGGCCUGUCAACAGCUGGAUACUCAGAAGAAUAUUCAGGUUCCCAGGGAGGCCUGGUACUGGCUGAGGCUUGAAGAGGAGGCUGAAGAAGAGGAAAAGGAAGAAAACGAACAAGAUGAAGAUGAAUAUGACAGUGAAGAUUUAAGCGUACUGGACAAAUUACAAAUAUUGACUAGUUAUUUAAGAGAAGAACAUCUAUAUUGUAUUUGGUGUGGAACAGCCUAUGAAGAUAAAGAAGACCUGUCUUCAAAUUGCCCGGGACCAACCUCUGCAGAUCAUGACUAAGAUUAAUCUCAAUAAAGUAGAAAUUUGGAAAA
This is a messenger RNA of Phyllostomus hastatus (greater spear-nosed bat), 1200 nucleotides long. It is a transcript of the gene GPATCH11, whose product is annotated as G-patch domain containing 11. Gene Ontology annotation, cellular component: kinetochore. Gene Ontology annotation, molecular function: nucleic acid binding. The record is from RefSeq and is a predicted model, not a curated record. NCBI's taxonomy places the organism in Eukaryota, Metazoa, Chordata, Mammalia, Chiroptera, Phyllostomidae. The coding region runs from base 422 to 1168 and encodes 248 amino acids. The transcript has 11 exons.